CAAAGUGGCUUGCACCGAUUCACAUCGUGUUUUAAAUAAAUACAAUUUAAUUAAAUUCAUUACGAGUUGUGAAACUGUGUCAAUUGUGUGUGACUUUGACAUACACGCACGCGGUUCGCGCGUCUUUCACUCUAAGUGGAAAUUAAAUCAGUCGCAUUUCACAACGCGUUGCGAUUGCCAGCUUAUUUUUACCGUGGGUGUUGUGCGCGUAAAGUGCACUUUUAAAACAUCGCGAAAUGGAUUUCAUCACCGACGCGCAGUGCCAGCAAAUCGUAGAAGUGCACAAAAAAUCAAAAUAUGAGAAAAUCAAACAUUUUAAUGUUUCUAAAACUUUCGAAAUACCACAGACACCAAACGGCCAUCUUGGGGAGUAUUUUACGUUGGAAAUCACAUUACAAAAUGGAGAAGUACUGCGCUAUUUCGUCAAGAAAAUACUCACAACGCCAAAUCGUCCGGAUUUUAUCAAUUUAGUGAUGAGAAAAGAAAUUAAUUUCUACAAAUGGUUAAAUUCCACGGAAACCACUACAGCAGCUGUGGAAAUUUCAUUCUGCGUGCCAAAAUAUUAUUUAUCUACGGAUAAUUUCAUUGUGAUGGAGUUGUUAGAUCCAUUUCAACCACUCACGCGUGAAGAUUUUAAACAUGAGUAUUUUAAGAGCGCCGCUGCAGCUUUAGCUAAACUUCACGCGUUGGUGAUAUUCGUCGAGAGGCAAACUCCACCAGAAGAAGAAAUGGUAACUGAAGCUAUGCUCACAAAGACUGUUUACAUUGAAGCCAUCACCAAAGGAGUAAUGAAAUAUUUAGCACAUUCUAAUUACGACCAGGAUUUACCAUGGAAAUUUAAGGAAAAAGUGCAAAAAAUGAUUGAAUUAUUCACUGAAGAUAAACAAAAUCAAUUCAAAAUUGUCUGCCAUGGAGAUCUCUGGAUAAAUAACUUAUUAUUUAACAAAAAUCAGUGUAAAAUAAUUGAUUAUCAAUUAAUAAGAAGGGCGGAACCUGCGCAUGAUUUAUGCACGUUGCUAAUACACAACCUUGGGUUCAAUCAUUUCGCUGAAUUUUGUAAUUUAUAUUACGAUGAACUUGUGACGGAAUGUUUAAAAUUCAAUGUGGAUAUAAUUCGUGAGUUUUCAAGAAUUGAUUUUGAGGCCAGCAUCAAGCGGCAUGCAACAUCAGCAUUGAUUACGAAAAUAAUCUACGCGGCUUUUUCGUCUGCGAACAAAUUACGCAAAGCUCAGCGAUUAAACAUCGCGUUGGAUCACUUAAUGGCCCAAAACGAUUACGACUUCCUGCUGGCAAUUACAACAAUGGAUCAAGAAGAGAAAUUAAUUUUUGAUGGAUUAUUCCAUGAUUUCGUUCAAUUUGAAAGCAAUCAGUGGGUUACCACAGAUGUGGUGCAUCGAUUUAUGCAUCAAUGUUUUCCCGGUGCAGUAUUGUGUGAUUUUAAGUUUAAAGAUGGCGUACUUUGCGUAAAAUUGACUUUUGAUGGAGUUUUUAAAGAGGUUAAGUUUACGGUUAGGCAACCAAAUGUACUUUAUGAAUUUUUUCCUAUUGCUGCGUGUGGAGAUCUACAAAAGUGUUAUUUUUAUCUAAAAAAUGAUUUAAUGAUCAUGGAAUGUUUAGAGGACACUCAUAAACGACUAAAUCUUCGUGAACCUUUUGGUUUAACAGAUGUUAAAGUAAUAUUGAAAGCUUUAGCAAAUUUUCAUGCGUUAAGUUAUUUACACCAAAAUAAAAGUGAAAAUGUUCCCAGGAAAACAUCGAUCCCACUGCACUUGAGAGUUUGUUUAAGUUGCUUGGACGCAAAGUUAAUUGGAAAUUAGUAAGCCAUAAGUUGAACGUACCAAAACACUUUGGUUGUGUUCAACAUGCGUGUUUUAAUCACGAAUUUAUUUAUUUUCCCAAUGAAAAGUUUGACACAGAACAAUCGAUAUUUAACGAAACACCUUGUAAAAUAAUACUGGGUGAUGAAGUUGUGUGUGGAUCAGCGUGUGAAGAAGUAUUGUCCUUUUUAUUCUCUUCAACUCUUUCGUCUUUCUGGAGGUUUUAUACCGAAGAUAUGUUAAUUUAUUAUUACGAAUGUUUGAGCUUGGUUCUGCAGAACAAUCAAUUACAGAUGCCUUUUGAGUUGAAUACAUUUUUACAUUCGCGAUUUGUAUUUAAUGGACGCGCGGUUGUUAAUGCUUUAUUGUAUCAUCAACGAGCAUUGAUUGAAGAGAAACAACGUGUAUUUAACCAGGGAAAAUCGGCAGUUAUCAGUGAAUAUGAAUUGAAACAGAAUUAUCUGCUUGAUCCUGUGUUUAAGGAGCGUAUAGAUGCGAUGGUGAAUGAGUUUUGUAAGGUUUUUCACGAUUGUAUCACGUAGAAUUAAAUAAAAAGCAUGUAAUCAACGAUGUUUAUCAAAUAAAGUUCAUUUUAAUCUAAAUAAA
Dalotia coriaria is the source of this 2423-nucleotide messenger RNA. RefSeq lists its product as uncharacterized. The record is from RefSeq and is a predicted model, not a curated record. NCBI's taxonomy places the organism in Eukaryota, Metazoa, Arthropoda, Insecta, Coleoptera, Staphylinidae. Bases 237 to 1817 code for a protein of 526 amino acids. The transcript has a single exon.